AUGGACAGCUAUCCCUCAAAUGUUAUAUUGCUAUUAUUGCAGAUUAUUUUGCAUAGGCAACAAUCUAUAUCACACAAGGAUAAGAAGAAGGAUUAUAAUUUGUUGUUAGUUGAGCCAGUGAUAGAUACUGAGGUCCUAAAAGAAUUUCAAAACCAUAAAUUAGUGAAAUUGCAUGCCCCAGAUAUGUGUAAUAUUCAAUUAAGAAGCUUGAGGUUACUAGUUAAUGAAAUAUUUGAAAAGGGUAUUCCAGAGGUUGAAGGAAAUAUACCUGUCAAUAUCGUGUCCUUAGCUAAUUAUUAUUAUGCCAAAAGAAUUAAACAAAUUGAAGACGUUGAAUUGCCAAGAUUAAGAAAUGAAAUGAAAAGUAAUUUGGGAUGA
Molecule: messenger RNA, 378 nt
Organism: Vanderwaltozyma polyspora DSM 70294
Lineage: Eukaryota; Fungi; Ascomycota; Saccharomycetes; Saccharomycetales; Saccharomycetaceae
Gene: SWC7
Product: Swc7p
Exons: 1
Coding region: 1-378 (125 amino acids)
Source: RefSeq, a predicted model, not a curated record